GUCGCCGCUGUUGUCGUCGCUGUCGCUGCCGCUGCGGUCGAGCUCCGGGGCCCUCAGCUCCGCUGGGCAAUAACGUUAUUCCACACACGCCCCACACAUAGCGGUAACGGCAAAGAGCGGCUACGUAGUGCGCAGGCGCCUCGGGAAAUGGCGAGGAGCCGGACCCUAUCCCCUCCUCCUGCCCAGUUCCAACGAUCCCUUACUGCGCAGGCGCCAGACACAGACAAUGAAAAGGGAUUGUGCGAGGGUCUCACCCACUCGCUUUUCCAGCUUGGCCACUGCGCAGGCGUGCCCCGAAAGACCAGCUUGAACAAUGAAGAGGACCUUGGCGUUAGGUGGGACCGCAACCAACCAGGACUACAGUUCCCAGCGGGCAGAGCGCCAACUCCAAGUGGAGGUCUGGUUGCUGGGCAUGCUAGGAGUUGUAGUGUCGGUCGCCUUUACAAUCUAGGCUGUUUGGAAGAUUUAGAGUUUCUAUUUCUUGAGGAUUUAUUCGACCAUUUUGAAAAAUAUCGCAACCGAAGCAGGGUUCAGAGCUUACUAUCUGCGUCCUUGAGUAGACUUAGGGAUCAACUGCUGCAUGUUAGCAAAUUUCCAAGCGUCAAGGCCUUCAGAGAGCCCUUUCUGACAUUUGGGUGGUCCAGGCAGCUGAAGGAUGGGAUGGAGGCGGGACUAAACCAGGCUGGGCUGGAGGAAAUGGGCGGGGCCUGGAAACCUGUCUCUUGGCAACAGGCUCUGGCCGCCAAACCGUCCAAGCUAGCGCCCGUGGCGCGGUGGUCUCUGGGAAUUGUAGUGUAGCUGGAAGGCUCUCAGAAUUGUCAAGCUUGCAGGCUCUGCACCUGAGGACUACAACUCCCGACGUCCACCGGGAGGGCCCGUGGGUGGGAAUAGCCCCCAAGAGCUCCGUGCGGGAUUCUAGGCUCCCCUGUGACAGCCGCGGCAGGAAGCGGGCGGGCGCUCCCCGGCCACCGGCCUGUUGUUCUCGGAAGCGAGAAAGCUGGACAUUUCCCCCCGUAACUCCCAGCUCUGAGCCUAGAGUGUGAAUGGCGAAGUCCCCGGAGAACUCUACCCUGGAGGAGAUUCUGGGGCAGUAUCAACGGAGUCUCCGGGGUGAGUUGCUCCAAACCUGUGUUCCUAGUCCCGAGAUGCCCGGGGCCUAGUGGGCGGGAGCAGACCAGGUGCGUUUCCUAACACCUGUGUUCUGCCCCAGCUAGGCUACAGAGGAGCAAGAUGGGUGUUGCUGUGAUCUUUUGAGGAGGAUGAAAUAGUUUGAGUUUGUUUUUACAGUUAAGCAACGUUGUUUCCUUAGAUUCCCGUAGUUACCUGAACCAACUCCUUGAUCUUAACUUGGGCAUGUUUCUCAACCAGCGACGGCAGAAACUCUUGGAUGCCACUUUUGCCCAGUUCCCAUACUUUGCUGUUUAAUCCAAUAAAAGUCAUAUUCACAGUUUUUACACAUUUAAA
Cebus imitator (Panamanian white-faced capuchin) is the source of this 1464-nucleotide messenger RNA. RefSeq lists its product as uncharacterized. The coding region runs from base 148 to 798 and encodes 216 amino acids. Lineage: Eukaryota; Metazoa; Chordata; Mammalia; Primates; Cebidae. The transcript has a single exon. The record is from RefSeq and is a predicted model, not a curated record.